Messenger RNA from Anopheles coluzzii, 7662 nucleotides. Its product is annotated as cilia- and flagella-associated protein 298. Gene Ontology annotation, biological process: regulation of sodium ion transport; regulation of cilium movement. Gene Ontology annotation, molecular function: sodium channel regulator activity. The record is from RefSeq and is a predicted model, not a curated record. The transcript is spliced from 3 exons. NCBI's taxonomy places the organism in Eukaryota, Metazoa, Arthropoda, Insecta, Diptera, Culicidae. Bases 2009 to 3529 code for a protein of 506 amino acids.
AAAGUACUGUUGAAGGUGGUGAGCCAUAAACCCGCUGCAAAUCCUGCUCCCGUUUGGAGCACCAUUUUUUCCCGAGCACUCAGACCUACCAUCAUGAACCAGUCAGGGGUCAGUCGCUGUUCAGUACGUGAGAGCGUUCAAAUGUGAUAGUAUCGUUAAGGCUAUGUGUGUUUUUAGGGGAAGCUUUAGUUUUCUUGUUUGAUCAGUUGUACAUAGCGUGCAGCGUGCAAUAUCCUUAUCGCGAGGAACACUUACGGCAAAUGGUCGUUCGGUGAGGCCGUCAGGUGAAUGUGAACCACAUGCAAUAGUUAUGUAAAGCCGGGGCAGAGGCAGUCCAGAAGGGGUGAAAAAAGAAAAGGGCAUGAGCGAGGGAGCCCCCCUCCCCUGAGUGUGUGGAAAGUGCUAAGGGGGAGUUUGCGAUGAGCGUGUAGCGCCGCCGCAGCGCAAAAGGAUAAUACAGUGAAGCAGUGAAGUGACCCACGGCGCUCGGGCUGUGGGGCGUGGUGUGGCGCGCGGUGUGUGUGUGUGUGAAACAGCGGAACCGAGGAUACGCACACGGGGCCAUGCCAAGAACAAAGACACGCGCGUGCACACACACACACGUACACAAAUACACUCAAACAACAUCUGUGUUCCGGUGUGUUCGAUCGGUGUGCUAGCUCGGUGGUGGUGAGUCCUCGCGCCGGAGUGAUCAGCGUGGAAGGGUGUUUUGUGGUGAGACGAAACAUAAUAAAACGCAGCUGAGAAGACGAGAAGUGUGCAAAUGGCAAAGCAAUAAGCGGCCCAGCAGCCCAGCCAGAAGACUCUCGGACCCCUUUUUGCACCGUUCCGUGCUGUGCGUGUCGUCGUCGUCCGUUAGCAAAGCGUGGCCGUGCUAGUAGUGUACACUACCGAUCCACUAACGCCGAGAGCAUACCAGCGAGAGUGUGUGCGUGCGUCAGGAUAAGAAUACAGUGUGGUGGUAGUAGAUGGAUGUGGUGCCAACCAUCCUGGGACCGUUGGUGCUCGAGAACGUACAGCAGUGGUGGUGAGAGAGAAGGGUGCAUUACUGCAACAAAAACAAAAAAAACAAACGCCUUUCUGAAUCAACAACAGCCGAGCGGGCGAGUCGCCGAGGUCACACCGACAAACUACGCGACUCGGAAAACUGAAAGAGUGGCCCACUGGUGGCGACAGGCAAAAAGUUUUUAGUUUGCACAUUUUUUCCGUUCUGUUCCGUUCUGUUCCAUUUCGGUUGCCACUGUGCUGUGUGUUCUCCGUUUCGGUGUGGUGCGUUUCAAGUGGUUUAAAUUAGUUUUUUUCCUUCUUCUGUGUACGUGCGUGUGAGUGUGAACCCUGCUUUCCCCGUUCGCAACACUGACAAGGGAGAGCAACCACACGCAACGACCAUUCUCCGUUGCGGAGCGUAACGGAACGCACAUGCCAUCGUCCGGCGCGACAUCUUGGAAUCGUAAGUCUGUCCGGUCGCGCGGGUGCAAUAAACACGGCACCGCACGAUACUUCUGAGAAAUGGUCGCGUGAGCCCGGGGCAACCAUUCGGCAAACACACGGAAAGGAAAGGGAAGCUCCGAGCGACUUUGCCGCACCAGGUACACGCCCCGCGCGCCUUGCUGGUUCUGGGCCGACCAUGGAAGAAUAAUGGAUGCUCCGUAGGUUGCAGCUGAUGAGCCAAUAGCAAGUAGUAGUGCUGUGUUGUCGUGUUGGCGUGUCCUUGCACGGGACAGCCCGUACAGAGAGAGAGAGAGAGUGAGAGAGUUUAGCAGGAGGCAGAGUCAGCACUUGCUCUCGCUUCCUAGCCGAUCGUCGAGUUUGGUUUGUUUGGCGCAUACGGCGCUGCUGGUUCAAGCGCACUAACCGUCAUUCCCCCCUCCCCAGCUCACACAAACACACACGCACAGACCUGCUUAACGGGGGCCAUUAGCGCAUUAGCUCCCCUUCGUCGUCGCCCCUCGCCAAACCUGCCCGAAACGACACCAAACGGUAGCAGCCGGUCCCGCAACCAGCAGCUAUGGAUGAGGAAAUCGUCCCGCGCACAUUCCGCGAAAAGGCACUGUUCUACACUACCGCCUUCUUUAUCCUGCUUGGCACGUUCAGCCUGUUCGCUUUCCUCUUCCUGGUGCCGUUCGUGAUCGAGCCCGCGUUCCAGACGAUCUUCAUGCAGUUCGACGAGUCGCCGGCCCUGUGCGUGACCGCCUACAAUGAGCAUCUGUACGGGGCGAAGAACUGCUCCUGGUCGUCGUGUCGCGAAGGCUGCACCAAGGACAUCUACGAGUGCCAGCAGAUACGCGUCAAUUACAAGACGGCUGCCCAGUUAGCGGCGGCCGCCGCCAGGGAGGCAGCCGGCGGUGACACGGCCAGCUCAACGCCGGCACCAUCGACGGCGGCGGGCACGAGCGCUUCAACCAACCCCACGGGUGAUAGUAGCAUUAGUCGGGAGGAGAGUAGUAGAGAUAAUAGUAUAGCUAGUAGUUCCAAUAGCGUAGCCAAGCCGGGCGGCGGCGGCAGCAGUAGCCAACCGAUCAGCACGUCCGACGGUGGUGGUGGCGCGUCCCGGGCGCUGGCCGGUAGCAACAGCCGGUACGGCAGUGCGCUGAAACGGUUCGAGCGGGCGAUCCGGGCCGACUACGACUACGGCGACACGCUGCUGGAGGGCGGCAACGGUCUGGGCGGCGGGUACGGCGACUCGAAGCACGGCUUCAUCAGCUCGAUCAUCGACGACGAGAACGCGUUCAUCGAGUACCCGGAGGAGAUGACCGGGCUGAUGGGCAACAACUCGGAAUGGUACUUUACCGGGGCCCGGCUCUACCCGAACGUGAAGGGCUGCGGCUACCCGCCGAUACUGAACUGCACCAUCUGGACAAAGAAGUACUGGACGAUCGGGACCAACUUCAGCUGCUACUACUCGCGCGUCGAUCCCGAGCUGGUGAUCAGCGAUCUGGACAUGUGGCAGAACACGCUCAACCUGGUGUUCGCGAUGGCGAUCCCGAUACCGUCGUUCAUCAUCUCGGUCAUCUACCUGGCGUUUGCGUACUUUGUCAUCUUCAACGAGGACGAGGAGGCCGGUCUGCUGGACAAGAACGGCGAGGACGAGGCCGGCGAGGACGACCUCGAGCAGGAGACGGACGAAGGCAACGACAACAAGAUCAACAACGAGAACGAGGUCGAGGUGACGGCGAACCACAUCAACGAAAAGCAGCAGCAGCAGUCGGCGGACGAGGAGAAUGGUGUUCACACGACCACCACCACCACACCGAUCCAGCCACUGCCGAACGGUACGGCCAACUCGAUCAACAACACCAAUACGACGGCGACCACCAACACGAACGGUUCGUCCAAACCGAUCACACCGAACUCCACCUCCGACCUGAACUCGUUCGGCCACCAGCUGAAGGUGAAGAUGGCGGACGAGAUGUCGCGCGAAAGCAUCGACGGUGGGCUGCUGUCGAACUCGGCCUCCUACCAAGGAAACUUGAGCAAGACGAUGACGACCAGUAUCUCGACUCCGCCUGGUCCGAUAGCCGCAGUCUGAAACGUCAAGUGCAUGGUCUGGAGGACGUUAAGUUUAAAUUUACGAAGUAAGAGUCUGCUUAUCUUAUGAUUGUUGACGCGACCCUGGCGCGCGGAACUCCACUGCUAGAAGGAUGCCGCUGGGUGCGCCUUUUCGACACCGAUCUCUGCAAGCGCUGGCAAAGGGACUGCAAGCGAAACAACCAACCUUUCACCAAUCCCCGCAUACACACACACACACACACACAUACACAAAUGCAGCUGCUAGCUACAGGCCAUGGAAAAAGGGAGCAGUGCGACAACCAAUUAAGAGCGGCGAGGCGAUAGAUGGUAAACCUGCACACAAACUGCACCGAUCGCCGUGGUGGUACGCUUCGUUUGACAACAUUUGGCCCCGCAACAUUAAACCACUAUGGCAUAGCUGACGCGCUACUACAGCAAGCAGAUGUGCGGUGCGGAGAGUUGAUCGUUACGAAAUGCCGCCGACUGCUGUGUGCUGCAUACACGACCUGGCCCGGCCUGGUCAGGAGAGCGGAAUCAUUCUAAGCCGAAUAACUACGUUUCAUUUUGGGAACUGUUUAUGCUGAUCGCUUUUUAACUUUAGAUGUAAAAAACAAAGCAAACAAAACCGUACAUAUAUUACACAUAAACAUGCAAGAGCAUGGAGUCGGCUUGCGUAGUAGGCAAAACAGCAGGUGUAGGCCAAAGGAACACUUGAAAAAUGUUAAAAAAAAGCCACUCUACUCUACCAAUCUACCUGCGCCAGUCUACGGUGUAGGUGUGGGGCGGUUACAUGUAUAAAACGGAAAACUCUCUCCUUUGUUUCAUAAACAAAUGCCUCUCGUUGUUAUGGGUUUUUGCUCCAGUUAGCCUGCUAUAUUAGUGAGAUGCGAGUAAAUCUGUAAGGAUCGGUAGGGAGAGGGAAGCUGAAAGCUGUUUCACAAACACACUAUACUCUGCCUCGUAGCCGUGAAUGAUGCGGAUGGACCUUAGUAGAAGCCGGUAGAACGAGAUAAAGACACGUAGAGGUGAACGCGUCCGCGAUACACGCUACCCCCGUUCAUGUCGUGUAGGGCCGUAGCGCAAACAAGCAUUGGAAGGAUCAAGUUGAUUUACGCUAAGAUGCAAUAUUUUACCUGCAAUCUGCAAUAUGGUUUGGUGUAAGAAUUACGAUACACACACACGACGCAUCAACUGUUGAUAGAUUUUUACUGAACUUUAGAAAAGAUGCUUUAGCGAGAUGAGCGUUACGCCACUGAGCAGUACGAUUACUUAGCACACUGUCUCAUACACUCACACACACAGACACGUACACACACAUUGAUUGUAGUAUAGACUCUUGAAGAAUAGCUGAAAUUGGUAGCAUGCAAUAGGAAGAAACGUGUAAAGGGAGGAGGAUGUCGAAGGGAGCAAGCACAAACGCAUAAUUACCAUAGUCGGCACCGUACACAAGAAACGAAGAGAAAGUUUAAAAAUGGAAGAAAAAGAACUAAAUGAAAAUGGCAAAACAAAUGCUAACGACGUUUCUGUUCUCAUGCUAUCGAAUAUGGCCGUGUAGCUAAGGAAGGUUUUAUAUGGCGAGUGCGUAAUUCGAAGGGAAAUUAGCAUACCCAAAACUGCAUCUAAAUUGUUUCGUAGACUAGGAAAUCAGAACAUGAUAACAAAAGCCGCCAGCAGGAGAGAGAAUGUGAGAUAAUAAGAGACGAAGAGCGAGAGAAAGAUAGAAAGAGAGAGAGAUAGAGAGAGAGAGAGAGAGAGAAAAGAGGAAAUCUUUUAUCUUUUAAUUUCAGUAUCUUCUCAUAGGUUUGGUAUUGGUUGCAUUCAACAAUGGGUCGUUUUUUUUAAUGGACUGCAUACUUAAUGCUAUAAAACAAAGACAAAAAAACAAACUUACUCGAUUCAGUAAUGCUUCGGUAGAUAAAGAGCCAACGGUAUGUUUUUAACUGCAACAUAUAACAAAACAGUCCCCACAAAACUUAUUUUUUAUCGGACCGGACUGGAUACCGUGAAUGCAGAUAGUCAUAUAUAUGUAUACUGCGUAGCUAUGUACGUAAUGCCCCUGUAAAGCUUUUAAACUUAGUUGUAAUAGGACGAUAGUACGCAAAGCGACGCAUUGCACAAUGCUUUCCAUAGCACAAUGUUUACAAAGUCGUUGACAGAAAAUCCAUUGGUGCAGGUAUUUUCUUUUUCGUUUGUUUUGUUCGUUUUCUUAUGCACUUGUUUUGAACUUUUAUUUCAAUACUAUAAACCGUUCAUGUUUGAUUUUUUUACCUUUAUGGAUUCUGUUUCUUUUCUCCAGAUGUUCACAUAUGCACUUACCUCAUUUCGUCCUGUUUUUGCUUAUUAUUCCGGUUCUCUUUGGUUGUCUUACUGAAAGCAAGAAAAACCCUUGUAAAAAUGUCUGAACUCAAAAAAAUCAAUCAAAUACCUAAAAAAACAGACAAAACAAAACAAAAAAAAACGAUAAGAAGAGAGAAAGAGAGAAAGGAGAAUAAAAAGAAACAAAUGCAAAGAAAAGCAAAACUAAGCAACAAAAAGCACAUACAAAUAGUUAUAAAUUUUCCAAAUUUUAGCAAGCAAACUACAAGCUAUUUAUUGAGAACUAAAACGAGUGAAACUGGUUGACGAUAUAAGCGAGAAAGAGAGCAAAAGAGGGAUAUAGAGAUAGAGAGAGAGAGAAAGAGAGAUAGAGAGAAAGAGACAGAGAGAGGGAGAGAGAGGGAGAGAGAGAGAAAGAGAGAGAGAGAGAGAGAGAGAGAGAGAGAGAGAGAGAAAGAGGAACUAAGACGAUAAGCUCUGGUACACUUAAAGCAUGUUUAAAAUCCCGUAAAAGCUUUGCCUAGUGUAAAAGCUUCAACUCACAAGACGGAAACAAGGCUAGAUUAUAACUAUUCAUAUAUUAAUAAAACCAACAAAAAACAACAACAACUUAAAACAACCCACACAAUGAAGCAGCAUAAUGAACGUAGGUGGAACGGCAAAAAGAGGUUUGAAAAUCAUACAAAAUUCCGCUAAGCUCAUAAGAUAUAGCUCAUAAUCGACUGCGUAAAACAUUCUCAUUGGUCAUUUGAAUUUUGAGAAAGCUAUGCGUAAACUUUAUGUAAAGAAAGCCAAUUGCACUCAAACACGCAUAAGGGAAAAGACCUCCUACUGAUAAUAGGAUGGAACGUAAUGUUACUGUUUGGGCUUAUUGUAUCUUUUUCUUUUGAUUACCGAGCCUUUGACUGUCGAUCGAAAAAUCUCAUCGGAGCUUAGCGAGUCGAGUUUACAAUUGCGCAUCGUAUUACCCGCCCAGGACGAGGCUCUGGAUCAUUGCAGGCUCUUAACGACUUAACACUACCACCGUCCGUUCCCAAAAAAAAAAAAACAGAAUAGAAAAGAAUUGUGUCCAUUUCUUAGACAGCUUGUGCUCAAACAGGUUCUACAUCAAUCCAGUCCAUAAGCACGCCCGAUAGGUAAAAUCUGAUGAUGAAUUACCAGUAAAAAAAAGAAGCAAAACGCAAUAAAAACAGUCACGUAAGCAGAUUUAGGAAUGCAAAAUGAAAUAUGUUUGUACAUAAAUAAACAGGGGUUUUACCAACAUUCUGAAAGCAGAAACAUUACUACAAAACUACACAAAAUCCCACAGACACCGACACAGAAACAGAAUAGGAAAGCGUAAAAUUACACCAUGGAAACCUUUCAAGCGGUACCGGGAGUGUGAAAAAUACCUUCAAUCCAACCGAUCUUCUUAUUUUGUGUAUUGAGAGGGAGACAAAACAGAAGCGACUUUAAAGAAACGUCGGUUUCCGACCAAAGAAAUCCAAAGAAAUGUUUGCUGAUAAAUUGGCCAGCAAUGCGUUUGGCGUAUCACAUUCUACUUAAUAUUGACAGAGGUUUAACAUUGUGACCAUGCCACAUGGAGCCAUUCUGCUGCUGUUGUAACUGUUAACUACUGCUGCUGCUACUGCUGCUGCUAGCCUAGCGGUAGUAGCCGCCGCAUAGGAGUGGCAGGGCGCGGUCCGUUUUGGUUUGAAAUUUAAAGUAUAUUUCCAAUGAUAUGUAUUGCCUUGUGAUUGCUAUUUUUAAGUUAAGAGUGAACUCACGAUAAGCGAAAUCUAAGCCGGCAUGAGUAAAAAAAAAACUAUUGAGAAUAAAUAAAAUGUGAAAGCUUUA